Messenger RNA from Centropristis striata (black sea bass), 5523 nucleotides. RefSeq names its product 5-methyltetrahydrofolate-homocysteine methyltransferase reductase (gene mtrr). Gene Ontology annotation, cellular component: cytosol. Bases 232 to 2574 code for a protein of 780 amino acids. Gene Ontology annotation, biological process: homocysteine metabolic process. Gene Ontology annotation, molecular function: flavin adenine dinucleotide binding; FMN binding; [methionine synthase] reductase (NADPH) activity. Lineage: Eukaryota; Metazoa; Chordata; Actinopteri; Perciformes; Serranidae. The record is from RefSeq and is a predicted model, not a curated record. The transcript has 15 exons.
UAAGUAUUUGUACUUUUUUUUAUUAUUAUAAAAUAACAUGUGUAGCUUGAAAAGACACCACCCUUGGGAUCGGAUGUUGGCAUGUGUUAGUUGUCAGUUUGCUAGCUAACUUACUAACAUUUAGUUAAAUAGUGUUUUGAUUUAGCACUAAGUAAGAUAUGAAAAGUAAAUAAAAUGCUCGAAUACACGUGUUUAAUGUUACGUAAAACUGACGCAAUGUCCGGGUAGUAAAUGGUGGUGUUCAGAGCUGUUUCAGUUUACAGCAUUGCGAAGGCUUUUCUGUGGCAGUCCGUCUGUUACCUGUCUAAAUGUGCAGUAUGUAGCAUGCCCUGUCAAGUAAAGCCUCGUUUUGUGGUUCUCUACGGGUCUCAGAAGGGCCAAGCCGAGUCCAUAGCAGAAGGAAUAGCUGAGUCAGCAGAGGAGCAUGGACUGUUUGCAGAGCUCAGUUGCUUGAAAGACAACGAAAAGUACAAUUUGGAGAAGGAGAAUGCCCCAGUGGUCUUUAUUGUGUCUACUACUGGAGACGGGGAACCGCCAGACAAUGCCCUCCAAUUUGUAAAGCGCAUCAAGAAGAAGACCCUCUCCCCUGACCACUAUAAGCACCUAUGCUAUGCACUUUUAGCUUUAGGAGACACAAAUUAUGCAAAUUUCUGCAACUGUGGGAAGACAAUUGAGCGUCGUCUACAGGAACUUGGUGCCAAACAAUUCUAUGCGACAGGAUAUGCAGAUGAUGGAGUAGGGCUGGAAGUGGUUUUGGACCCCUGGAUUGAAGGACUGUGGGCAGCAAUCAAAGAAGCCUUAUCAAAAAUGUCUGCCGAUAGGACUGGUUACUUGAAAGGAGAAGCGGGGGAUUCACCAAACGAACCUCCUCAUUCAUCCAUAGCAGAUGUCCAACUGAACCUCCUGAGCAUAACUGACCACCAGGACUGCGAGUCGAUCAGAGCAUCUGUAGAAACGGUUUCCAAAUUUGCAACUGCUGCUUCAUCUUCAGCUUCUGCUACACAGAUUGCUGUUUCUGAUCUCGGGCCAGCUUUUCCUGCGGGGAGCACUGGGUUGGCAUUUCAGUCUCAUGGUACUGCCAGUGUUCCUACAUCAGCACCGGAGACGGAGGCCGGGGAUGCUGGAGUUCCCCAUAUUGCUUUGGCAGCCUCACUGACACGCUCCCUGCCACCGCUGUCCGAGUCCUCUCUUAAUGUUCCUGCUGUGCCUCCUCCCUACCUCGAUGUCUCUCUUCAGGAGGUGGAUGCUGUGGAACAGAUUGUUGGACCGUUAAAGAAAGAAACUCUCCAUGAGGUCCCCAUAUCAAGGGCUGUCCAACUGGCCAGAGGAGAUUCAGUCAAGACGGCCCUUCUCUUAGAGCUGGACAUUUCUGCCCAUCCUAUGAUGACCUAUCAGCCAGGGGACUCGUUUGAUGUGUUCUGCCCAAACAGGGCCGCUGAGGUAGAGGACUUGCUCCACAGAUUGGACCUUCAUGACCAGAGGGACCACCAAGUACACAUUUCUCUACGUAAAGACACAAAGAAAAAAGGUGCCCAGGUGCCAUCCUACAUUUCCCAGAACAUUUCUCUGCUGUACCUGCUCACAUGGUGUCUGGAGAUUAGAAGUGUUCCUAAGAAGGCAUUUCUCCGAGCGCUGGUGGAGCAUACGGGUGACAGUGCACAGAGGAGGAGACUGCAGGAGCUCUGCAGUAAACAAGGCGCCGCAGACUACAACCUGUACGUGAGAGACCCGAGCCUCAGCGUCCUGGAGCUGCUCACAGCAUUCUCAUCCUGCUCGCCUCCUCUCAGCCUCCUCAUAGAGCAUUUGCCGAAACUGCAGCCCAGGCCUUAUUCAGCAGCCAGCUCCUGUCUUAGGUACCCAGGAAGGCUGCAUUUUGUCUUCAAUGUGGUAGAGUUCCCAGCACGCUCUGGGCGGCCUGCGGGGAGGCGAGGCUUGUGUACCGGUUGGCUGUUUGACCUCAUCAAUCCUGUCCUGGUUCUCCCUGAGAAGGCUGAAUCCUCCGGCAGCCUGGCCCUGCCAAAGAUCCAUGUGAGUUUGAGACCCAACUGCUCCUUCCGGCCUCCCUCUGCCCUGUCGGCGCCCUUCAUAAUGGUCGGACCCGGGACAGGGGUCGCCCCCUUUAUUGGCUUCCUCCAGCAAAGAGAGAAGGAGAGGAAGGAGAACCCUGAGGCCAUAUUUGGCGAGACCUGGCUGUUCUUUGGUUGCCGGCACAGAGACGGAGACUACCUGUUCAGAGAGGAGCUGGAGGGCUUUGUGUCCAGCGGUACUCUGAGCCAACUCAAGGUGUGUUUCUCCAGAGAUGACCAGAAGGAGGAGGAGGCCACCCUCUCUGCAGCUCGACCCAGAUACGUGCAACACAACCUGCUGCUUAACAGCCAACACAUCACUGACAUCCUGCUCAAACAGAACGGUUACCUCUACGUCUGCGGAGAUGCUAAGAACAUGGCUAAAGACGUGAACGACACCCUGAUGGAGAUGAUCAAAACAGAGCUUCAGGUGGACCAACUGGACGCCAUGAAGAGACUCGCGGAGCUGAGAGAGGAGAAGCGCUACUUACAGGACAUCUGGGGCUGACAGUGGAUGACCAGAUAAGGGCAUUUUGCAGCAUCCUCUGGGCCUUUUUACACCUUAAAGAAAAAAAAUCACCACGCUCAGCUGUAACCUCUAGAACCAUAAAAUUGUGGAUGCUGAAGCCCUGAGGUAGUUUACACCACCCAGUGCUACCAAGAUGGAAUAUACCAUGCUGACCCGGGGAUAUCGGUUCACUACAUCAUCUUGGGCUUUUCUGUUUGAACAGAAAUGAUCUUGGUCAGGGCAAUAGUGCUGGAGAUUGGUCCUGCAGUGUGAAAAUGCUUUUAGUGUAGACAAGCCUCCUAUCUGCGUCCUGUCUGGGGAAAAGGCAUUUACUUCCGUCGGCUGAGAUGGAGUGAUGUUGAUGAGACUGGGAGUGCUUCAACCGAGAUGGAAACCGCUCGGCAAUCAGCAGUUCUUUAACAACAACACACACUAAAUUGUUUAUUGUCAUUCAGGGGGAAAGUAAUCAGUUAUUUUUAUUUUUUAACAAUGUCCCAAACCACCAAAGAUGACUUCUGAAUCUGAAUUUCAUUUAUGAUUUGAAUGAAGUGAAUCUCAAUUCAAAAAUAAGUUUGUUUGAAUGGUUUGUUCCUGUAUUAUGUAGCAGCCUCAUAUUUUUAAUCAAAUACUGUGGAUGUAGUUGACUUUUCAUCCUAUUUUUCAGGUAAUAAAGAAAGAUUUUAAUGCAUUCAAUCCUAAAAGAAAGUCAGAAUUUCAAGGCCGAUUAUCACAUUCAUACACAUACUCAUUCAAUUUUAACUACAGAGGGCAUGAAUCUCAAUAAUAAUGUGCAGCUCUGACCAAAACAAUAUCUCGAAUAACUUUUCUUGUUUGUCUGCCCCCACAUACCCAGCAGACUGCCAGUUUCCAACUUUUCUAAGUCCUGCAAAGCCUGAGUAAACUCUUCCAAACUGUGGUUGAAACGAACACUGUGCCUUGUAUAAUCAGGAAUUAAAAGACAUUUCAGCAUAAAUUAUAUCCGCCUAUGCUUUUUUCUUUUGUUUCGCGCACAGGUGUGUGUUUGUGGACAACCUUAGACACACGUAUCUGAAGUGUGUGGGUGUGAAGAGGCGAUGGGAAUAAUUUGGGAGCUAAUAAACUCUGAUUGAUUAGGAGUGAUUGUUUUAUAUAAAUUUAGAGAUAAUUUGAUUGUUCAAGGUGACUUUGGUCAGGAGAUGAAAGCGUACUCUGCUAAUUGAAGGCUUUUCGCGAUGGGCUUCUUAGCGCAGCACGGAGCCCCAGAGAGGCUUCUCAGAAUUAAAUCUUCUAACAGCAGUCUUUUUAUUUAUCCUCUUGUAGGGAGGGGAGAGGAAAAACAUGUUUACAAUCUCUGCCGUCUGCGCCGUAGAUGACACCCCCAUUCGGUACAUUUUUGAGCUCGGGUAAACAAAACAUUCACUGUCGCAGAAAACAAUCCCUGAUAGUGAAUAAUUGGUUUAAUACAGUGUUGUCGAAAGGUAGAGCUGUCCUUGUGUUUGUCCAGGCGCAGCUGGCUGCAGCUCCUCACCCUCAUCUCUCAGUGUCCUGCUGCUGCGACAAGUCCCGGUAGCAGAGGAGGACAAAAUCAAAAUAAUGAUGCUGUGUGCGCCUAACAGCACCACCAAUCUCAUCUCACACACACAUCAUGAUCCAUGGCCUCCAUUUAAUGCAAGGCUCCAAUUUGUUGUUGGAAAAAUGACAACAACUUGCGUGUAGGCUGUAACAAGAAGGAAAGUUUCAUCAAAGUGACGAGCGUGAUCAUUAUUAGUGAAGAAUUUGAGAAGUAGGAAGUACACUCUGAGCCGUACUGCCCUUAUUUACCUACCCUAUUAACAUGUCCUCAUCUGUACUUAAAAAAAUGACCAUAGCCAUAAGAUAGAGAACCUGCCGGCUGCUUUUGUCAGCCUGUCCAGCAACUACCAAGGACUGAUGAAGUUUUAAAUUAUGUCUUCAUAAUUAAAAAGGUUCAGAGUGGCUGUUUUGUCCCGCAGCGAAAGCAAAAGACAGAGCUGAGGAGAUUGUGGGGAAUAAAUCAGGGUGCUGGAGGUCAGUGCGACCGCAGAAUAGUAGCACCUCGGUGAUAGAUACCCCUUGUUAAGAAUGGCGUAAAUGAAGCAGAAAGAUGUGUGCUGAAGAUAAUGACUGUUAUUAUGGAAGUGUCGAGUGAGCCAAGUGGGGAGAUGCACUUUAUGUCAAUGAGCUCAGAGAUUUUAGGAAGGCCUGGUUAACAUUCGGCUUCUUGGUGUAGAAAGCACAAGUAGUGAUGAUGAGGAAAGUAAGUGGAUCCUCCCACACUCUCCCUCCCUGAGCUUGGCUGGGAGUGCGCCUUAAUUAGGCAAGUGACAAUAUGUUCAAUUCUGUCGGCCGAGGUGUGUGGAUUUGACUGCAGUUCAAACAGCGUAGUGGUAGUUUCAGGAGUAAACAGCAAGCGGAAACCAAGUUUUGUCCCUUAUGACAAAACUUUGGGGAGAUUCAACUUUGCAAAUGUGUCUGUGUGUGUGCCCGUGUGCAUUUCCUACAGAGUGAGGAUAUUUUCCAGAAUAAAUAUAACCUUAGUUACAUCUGUAACUCUUGUUCCAUUUCAUUCAGCCUGACUGCCAGAGUUCAUUGUCAUCCAGGUAUUUCAUACUGUCUCUGACGGUCAGCAAGAAUAAAAUUAUAUUCUUGUUCUGUUUUUUUUUGUUGUUUUUUUUACCGUGGUUAUUAAGAAUCGUUGAAUUCCACCGAAGAUGGUCUCGACUUAUAACAUCCCUAGUUAACGCUUUAUGAUUAUGAUCUCUGUCAGAUGAGCAAAACAGUAUUCACAACAACUUAGAUUUAAUUUAAUUCAAGUCACAACAUGGCCUAAUGUGUAAUGUGUAUUGUGAGAAGCACUAAAAAUGUUUAUAUGAAAUGUUUUAUAGAAAUAGCGACAUAUUUUAUGUGUAAUAUAAACACAUAAACACAUUAUUGGCUCUCUAUACAAUGUAU